AUGGCAAAGAGAACGGCUGAGGAGGUCAAUGAAAACAAAAUUGCCUCUGUGAAAACGGAUCCAAAUGCUGCCCCUGAAGCAACAAGGGUUGUGGACAACUCGGCUGAAAAUGGUGAAGAUAUCGACAUGGAAGGAGAACUUGUAAGCGAGGAAGAAGAAAUUUUGGAAAUCGAUUCAGAAGGUGAAGACGACGAUGAUCAAGAGCUAGAUGAAAGAGGCGCCAGUGAAAAAGCUCAGCGAGUCAUAGAAAAGGACAGGAAACGUACCGAAGAAGCAGAACAAGAGGGUGGCUUGUAUUUACCUCAUAGAUCCAAACCUCUGGGACCAGAUGAAGUGUUGGAAGCUGAUCCUAGUGUUUAUGAGAUGCUACAUAAUGUAAACAUGCCAUGGCCUUGUCUGACAGUUGAUAUUCUUCCAGAUGACAUGGGAUCGGAAAGAAGAAGAUAUCCUGCCUCGAUGUACCUUGCUACUGGUACUCAAGCCGAAAGAAACAAGGAUAACGAGUUGAUGGUGCUGAAGCUGUCAGGAUUAUCAAAGACACUAGUGAAGGACGAUGCACAGGACGAAGACGAUGACGACGAUGAGGAUAAUGAGGGCAGCACUUCUGACCCCAUCUUGGAAAACGAGAACAUACCACUAAAGAGUACAACGAAUAGACUCAGAGUCUCUCCUCAUGCUGCUAAAACUGGGGAGUAUCUGACAGCAUCAAUGCUAGAAAACGGUGAGGUCCAACUAUUUGAUGUUGCCUCCCAAUAUAGAGCGUUCACCACACCCGGAUUUGUUAUCCCCAAGCAAUCCAGAGCUCCUAUUUACACUAUAAGAAAUCAUGGCAAGGUCGAAGGAUAUGGACUGGAUUGGUCUCCAUUGAUCAGUACCGGUGCCCUUUUAUCCGGUGAUGUUAAUGGUAAUGUUUACUUCACUUCGAGAACUACAUCCAGCUGGACAACAGAAGGCACCCCAUUUGUUGCGUCUGAUGCCUCCAUCGAAGACAUUCAAUGGUCUACUUCAGAAAAAACUGUGUUUGCAACUGCAGGCACCGAUGGAUAUGUUCGAAUCUGGGAUACUCGUUCUAAAAACAACAAGCCUGCUAUCAGUGUGAAGGCCUCCGACACAGAUGUCAAUGUGAUUUCCUGGUGCUCCAAGGUUGACUAUUUGCUGGCUUCUGGUCAUGACGAUGGAAACUGGGGUAUAUGGGAUCUGAGAAGCUUCGGCUCUUCCCCGGCUCCAGCACCUGUUGUUAACUAUGAUUUUCACAAAUCUGCCAUAACUUCUAUUUCUUUCAACCCGCUUGACGAGUCUAUUGUUGCUGUUUCAUCCGAGGACAACACAGUGACAUUGUGGGAUUUGGCAGUGGAAGCCGAUGACGAGGAAAUCAAACAACAGCAACAAGAAACUAAAGAACUGAAUGAUAUUCCACCACAACUACUUUUUGUUCAUUGGCAAAGAGAUGUGAAGGAUGUGAGAUGGCACAGCCAAAUACCAGGUACUUUGGUCAGCACAGGAUCUGAUGGACUGAAUGUUUGGAAGACAAUCUCCGUAUAG
Molecule: messenger RNA, 1542 nt
Organism: Komagataella phaffii GS115
Lineage: Eukaryota; Fungi; Ascomycota; Pichiomycetes; Pichiales; Pichiaceae
Product: Essential nuclear protein involved in early steps of ribosome biogenesis
Exons: 1
Coding region: 1-1542 (513 amino acids)
Molecular function (GO): protein binding
Source: RefSeq, a predicted model, not a curated record